Molecule: messenger RNA, 7819 nt
Organism: Hippocampus comes (tiger tail seahorse)
Lineage: Eukaryota; Metazoa; Chordata; Actinopteri; Syngnathiformes; Syngnathidae
Gene: cspg4ba
Product: chondroitin sulfate proteoglycan 4ba
Exons: 10
Coding region: 168-7391 (2407 amino acids)
Biological process (GO): anatomical structure morphogenesis
Source: RefSeq, a predicted model, not a curated record
CUCACGAGGCGGAGUCUUUCGAUCCCCCUGUGCCUCCCCGGUGGUCCUCUCUUUACUGCCGUUUUCUGUCACGGAACCCACUCGAACUCUCUCGGAUCAGAAGCCAAAGAAGACAAAAAGACAAACGCCGUGUGCGAGCAUGUGAAAUGUCGACUUAGCGAGGGAAGAUGUUCUCCUUUGGGAAAAGAGCCCCGAAGAAGUUGCUGCUGUGGAUCUGCGGGCUGUUUUGGUGGUCGCUCCUGGUCGAGCUAGCGUCGGGAGCGUCCUUUUAUGGCGAUGGCUUUGUACAGCUGAAGGCAACAGGGUCGUCCGACCAUAACAAGCUCCACAUUCGCUUCCGAACUUCCAGUACCAAUGGCCUGCUGUUUCUCGCCGCCGGCCAGAGCGUCUACUUUCUGCUAGAGCUCAAUGCCGGUCGCCUGCAGCUGAAACUGGACUUGGGAUCUGGGGAGCAACUCCUGCGAUCCGAGAGAGGCACGCAGCUCAAUGACCUCGCCUGGCAUUCCGUGGAGGUCAACCAUUUCAAGCGCAAUGUCACUCUGACAGUCAACAAAAACUCUCACACAAGUGCAAAGAUCCCCGGCCCCCAUCAUGUUCUCAGCAUCUCAGAUGGUAUCUAUGUAGGAGGUUCGGUUGGCCUUGACAGACUUUACAACCCCAGAGACCUAAUUGGCUUUCGAGGCUGCAUGGAAGAUGUCGUCUUCAACGAACAUGACCUGCUGUCGUCGCUGAGGCCAUACACUGGAUUCAAAACCGUCCACGAGGUGUCGCUAGGUUGUAGUCCUCAGUUUUUUGCCACCGAAGAGGACCCCGUUAGCUUUUUUAGCUCCAGGGCGUACAUUUCUCUCCCUCCCUGGAAUGGCCAUCAAGAAGCGGUGUUCGAGUGUGUUGUGCAUACUUCGGCCAGAGAGGGCAUAGUCCUGUACAGCUCUGCCAAAGAAGGGGACUUUGUGGCACUGGAAAUUCAAGAAGGCUUGCUCGUGGCGAUCGUCGGGAAAGGGGGUACCAAAACGGAGCUGAGUUCACUUACGUUUAUCAAUGACAGGAAAUGGCAUGCUCUCAAGAUGCGCUUCAAUUCUAAAACGCUGGAAUUAACCGUUGAUGGGGAAAUGGUGAAAAGCAGUGUUAGCUCCCGCUCGAAGGGACUGCACUUUAAAGGCUCCAUUUUUAUCGGAGGCAUCGAUGACAGCACCAGAUCAGAAGUCCGCAAGGUUGAGUUGAUGUCUGUGGCAGGAAAACGAAUGCGAGGAGGCUCCUUCAAAGGAUGUAUGAAAAAUAUCGAAGUGAACGGAGUGAAGAUGGGCCUCGCCAAUGCGGUCGUCACAAAGGAUAUCUCAGUUGGCUGUCAACCUGAGAAAGAACCGGUGCCGUCGACCACUGCGAGUCCAACAAGUGCUCCGGAAUCUUUAUUUUUCUUGGUGAGCCCAACACCGUCACUGUCGACACUCGCAAGGGGUUUGGACAGAAGGUAUGGCUCUCAUUUCGUGCAGCUAAAACCCCUGAUAGUUGAAGAAGGCGGCCGGGCGUCUCUCGAGGCCAAGCACAUCAAGGUACUCUUGGAUUUCAAGAUGCUUGGUAUUCGUCAGUCUCAAAUCGUAUUCCAAAUUCAAGAACAGCCACUGCAUGGUCACAUCAGGCUUGACGUUGAUCAGGACCAACCUCAGAAUACCUUCAGCAUGUUGGACCUUUGGCAUGAACGAGUAAUGUACAUCCAUGGAGGCUCGGAGGAUCCAGAUGACUUCUUCAUGUUUUCAAUCGCUUCCAGCAGUCAGAAAGAAGUCCCGGAUUAUCUCCGAGCGAACAAAUUGUACCGCUUCAACAUUACAGUAACACCCACCAAUGACGCACCUGAAUUGAGUCUCCCCGAAGGCAAUCUUUUUGUCUUGUUGGAAAACUCCAAAAAACGACUCACCGCAGAUGUUCUGAAGGCCACAGACAUUGACAGCAACCAUAGCAAUCUUGUUUUUACCGUGCUCGGGAAUUUGAAUGCAGACGCGGGCUAUUUGGAAAUCGAGAACAACCCGGGAACAGCGGUGACCUCAUUCUCUCACUCAGACUUGCAAGAAUUGGGAGUGUAUUAUGUUCACACAGGGGUGAGAAACUCGAGGAUAGUGAUUCGAGUCAGCGAUGGGGAGAAGGUUAGUAACACUGUCGUUUUAAGGGUGAUGGCUGUAGCCCUUGAGUAUAAAAUCGCUAACAACACAGGUCUGGAGGUCAAUCAAGGAGAAAUAGCCGCAAUCGGUUCACAGCAAUUGUCCGUCGAAACCAACGCUGUCAAGCAAAUGAUUGACAUCCGUUAUGAUGUAAUUGAAAACCCGCAGUACGGAGAGCUCCAGAGACUUCACUCAAGUGGCGAAUGGAGGCCCACGGACUCGUUUUCCCAAAGGCUUCUGGAAAAGGGACGUCUGAGAUACGUCAGCACCUACCGCGAGAUCCAGUCAUCCAAUGCCACCGAUCACUUUAAAUGUCAAGUCCUCGUAGCUGCAAGGGCAACCGCGGAAGUCGUUUUCCCAAUCACCGUGAAAUGGGUGCGGUACAAUUUGCUGAGAAAUGUCAUGAUGGACUUGGAUAAAGUUAGGAAAGGCACGCUUGACUCGGAUUAUCUGUUUGCUGCAGCCACGGGUGUGAUUGUAUCCGAGGAGGAUCUUUAUUUUAGGGUUCUCACCACCCCAAAGAAAGGAAAACUGCUCCUGGACAAAACCGUCCUGACAAAGAACUCAACCUUUAGUCAAAGAGAUGUCACGGAUCGAAAAGUACACUAUGAACUAGUUGACCGGCCUCAUGAGGACACGCAUGACAGAUUCAAGUUUCACUUGUUUUCCAAACACGCUCAGUCCCAGAACUAUGAUUUUCAGUUUUCGAUUAAAGCCGACGUGAACAACGUUUUCAUCAGGAAUGCCGGAUUGGUUCUUCGAGAGGGGGAAAGUAAGCUGAUCACAAAAAAUGAGCUGUUCGCAGAAACAUUACUGACGCAGGAUAUGUACUACACUGUGCUAAGCAGUCCCAAACAUGGAAGCCUUGCUCGUAUUUCUCAGUCUAAUUCGAACUCGAGCUAUAACAACAUCUUAACCUUCAGCAAUCAAGAUCUCUUAGAAGACCGGAUCAUGUAUGUUCACAACGAUGGGGAAACAAGUCAGGAUGAGUUCACUUUCAUUGUCUCUAUCGCCCAAGGUUUCAAAUCCUUCAUCGCGGAUGAUGACAUCGGGUCCAAAGAAGGAACGUUCAACAUAUCCAUUCAACUUGUCAAUGAUGAGAAACCGGUACGUGUCAUUGAUAAAGUGUUCCAUGUCGUGAGGGAGGGACGGCGGCUGCUCACUGUGGAAGAUUUACGUUACCACGAUCCAGACUCCGAUUUUGACGAUGGCCGGUUGAUUUACGUCCGUCGCGGAAUUCCCAUGGGAGAUUUGGUGCUGGCGAAUGACACAAGCCAUCGGCUCUUUGAGUUUCGGCAGAAGGAUUUAGAAGAAAAGAAAGUGUUGUUCAUUCACAAAGGCGCAAGCGUCGGCAGGUUUGUGCUCUUUGUCUCCGAUGGCAAAAACUUUGUGUCAAGUCUUUUAGACAUCAGUGCACAGGAUCCUUUCUUGCAAGUUGUCAAUAAUACCGGUUUACUGGUGCAGAAGGGACAGUCCGUUAUAUUUUCCGCAAGUAAUUUUACCAUCAGAUCCAAUCUGGAUAUACGAGAUGACCAAGAAGUUACCUUCAGGUUGGAUCACGCGCCGAAGUACGGAAGACUCUACCGAGACACAAACGCGGUGGAGUCAUUCACACUGUCUGACCUCAAGAACGGAUUCAUCUCUUAUCAACACGAUGACAGCAAACAUCUGGCGGACCAUUUCAAUUUGACGGUCACGGCGAAGGACAUCCACCUUGCAGCGAGGAUCAAUGUGAAGGUUUACCUGGAAAGUCACCAGAGGCCGCCCAUCGUGCAGCAUCGCAACAAUCUCCUGGUUGAGGAAGGAAAACCAGUCAAGAUUGACGAGACUAAACUUGAGGUCACACAUGAAGACAAUGUGCCAUCCGAGAUCGCGUUCACUGUCAAGGCGGGUCCCUAUCAUGGCUUUCUCCGACAUUUUAUGGAAGCAGACCAACGUUACGUCGGAAGCGAGGAGUCUCCUGUCAAGACAUUUACCCAAAAGGACAUUAACAGCGGAAGCAUCCAGUACGUGCAGGUGGAGCCCAACAAAGUCAACGACACCUUUGUCCUGGAGGCCACCAAUGGCGUCACCGACGUAGGCGACAUUAGCGUGUCGGUCGAUAUCAUACCCCGUCGCAUCCCACUUCACGUCUUCAAUUUCACCGUGGAAGAAGGUGGCUACAAGGCCCUGACAAAGGAAGUACUUCAAGUCAACAACCGACACUUUGCUGGCAUUAACUUCCUUUUUAAUGUGACUAAGCCCCCACGUCACGGCCGCAUCGAGCACUCCCGACAUCCCGGAGUGCCCUUGACGUCUUUCAGCAGGAGGCAGGUGGAGCAUGAAUUCAUCUACUACGUCCACGACAGCAGUGAGACCUUAGCAGACAACUUCACAGUGGUUGCCAACGACACAGGCCUGAAAAAGCAGAGUGAGGCUCGCGCGCUGUUCAUCCAGGUUACAGCUGUCAACGAUGAGCCCCCCGUGAUCACUUCCAACAGAGUCCUCAGGGUUUGGGUGUCCUCGGUGACAGAGAUCAGCCUGGAGGACUUGAGGGCGCAGGACCUCGACACAUCCCCGGAGGAGCUCCACUUCAUGGUGACCCCACCCAGCAACGGCCACCUGGCCCUAAAGAGCGCCCCCAUGACAGCCGUGCUCAACUUCACCCAGGCCCACAUAGACCGGGGACAGCUGCUGUUUGUGCAUAAAGGUGCCAUGUCCGGAGGGUUUAACUUCCAAGUCAACGACGGUGUGAAUUUUACUCCCCGGCAGAUCUUUAGCAUCACUGCUAGAUCCUUGGUCCUCAAUUUGGCCCAAAAUCGCCCCCUUAAGGUUUUUCCAGGUUCCUCAACGCCAAUUUCAAAUGAGGAAUUGCAAGUAGUAACCAACGACGUCAGCCAUACUUCGAACCGCACAAUUACGUUCCGGGUCAUUCGACAUCCCAAACUGGGGCGCCUGGUGAGAAAGCAGUCUGAGAAUUUCUCCGUUGACAUUUCCACGUUCACGCAAGAUAUGGUGGAUCGGAAAGAGGUCUUGUACAUCCAAACCCCCGUUGAGGCGGCGGGCUGGGAAGCCGCGGACUCGCUGAGCUUCUCUGUGACAUCACCACCUUCAUCCCUGGAGAGUCUCACCUUCAAGAUUGACAUCUCCUAUGAGAAUAAAGGACCUCGACAUAACACGAUCCUUUUGGCGAACACCGGCGCUCAGGUCACGGAAGGAGAGAGCGUCGUUAUUGAUGAGACCAAGCUGGAUGCCACGAACCUGAUGUCGAAGCUGCCAACGCCUCAGCGGAGCGCCAACGAAGUCUGGUUCCAGGUGACGUCGUUGCCGCAGCACGGUGUCAUCGUCGUCGGCGAAAGAAACCUCACCAAGGAGAAACCCAACUUCUCUCAGUUCAUCGUCAACAAAUACGGCAUCACCUACAAGCACGACAACUCGGAGACAAGCCACGAUUCCUUCGCCUUCAGCGCGUGGGUGAACCCAAAGGGCAAAACUGCCCAAAGGCCUUUCGAUGACAUGGAUGUCAUCGACGAGUCUUUCAACAUUACAAUUUCUGCUGUGAAUGAUCAGCCGCCUGUGUUGAAGACCAAAGCGCCGAGUCUGACCGUGGUACAAGGAGAGUCUGUUGCCAUUAAACCGGAGAACCUCAGCGUGGAAGACUUAGACAAUCCCCCCGACGAUAUCGUCUUCUCUGUGAUUAGCAAGCCCAAUAAUGGUUACCUGGCCCUUGACGGAAGAUUGAAUGAAUCGAUUGGCACCUUCACCCAAGCCCAGAUCAAUAAUGCGAGUGUUUAUUUUAUCCAUGAUGGCAGCCCUACGUCAGGGGUGUUUUACUUCAGCGUGACUGAUGGCCACCAUAAGCCGAUUUACAAACUCUUUAACCUCGAUGUGACCAAGAUCAGCAUCUCGCUCGUCAACCACACGGGGCUGACACUUGAGCAAGGGAGCACAGCCGUUUCUCUGAUUCGAGACAACUUGGCCGCCAGGACGAAUGGCAGGAACGCCACAAUUCACUACCUGAUUUUAAGACCUCCGAAGUUUGGCAAACUGUUGCUGGACGACCGAGAGGUGUUCCAGUUUGAGCAGGAAAUUGUACAGGCGGGACAUCUCGCUUAUCACAUGACCGAUCUUUCAUCCGCGGAAGACAGCUUUGAAUUCACGGCCUUCACUUCUGAGGCCAAUCUGAGUGCGCAGGUGUUAAACGUCACUGUCACUCCUCUGAUCCAGCUUGGCAAAAGUGUCCAGGCACCCAACGGCAUUGUUCUAAAACUGAACUCCGCGUCCCUUGAUGCCUCGAAACUGGCUGCUAUUUGUAGCUGCGACCCCGUAUUUGAAAUCGUCUCACACCCCAAUAACGGGAAAGUGGUUCGGCCAAAGACGAAAAACUGGCGUAAAUCUGAAGCGGUUGAGUCGUUCACGUUCCAGGAUGUCAUGCAAGAGAAAAUAAGCUUGGAGUUGAAUGCCAACUUGACAGGAGUUCAAGAUUUAAACGACUCGCUGGUGUUUUUACUGAAAGCCGACAAUGUCCAACCUGCUAAAGGGGAGUUCCAUUUUACCAUUGUGCCGCAUGAUCCCGCGGCUGUUCCAACCACAAAAAACCCCGUGGUCACAACAUCAUCUCCUCCUCAGACAACAAUCCAGACGUCGAGAAAUGCUCCUGCUUCAGACCGCUCCACGGCUGUCGUUUACACCCAGCAGCCUAGCAAAAACCAACAACGAUUCAAAGGACGCAACCGCUGGGGGAAGUCCAAUCGAACGGGCGUUUUCAGCACAACCCUCGCGAAACCGACCACAGGAACUGCUCAUUUUCCCUUCAUGAACACACCCGUUCGUGUGGAAUCCUACCCGCAAAAAAGCUCCAACCCUCUUCUGGUUAUCUUACCGCUACUCGCUCUGCUGCUGCUUGUGAUCAUUUUCGUGGUGCUGGUUGUUUUCCUUCGACACGACCGGCGACGGAAGCAGAGGACCGCCACGCCGAAGGAGGGACCUCCCGCCGGUCUCCCAAGCAGCCAGUCGUACCAGGGCCAGCCCCAGAGGAGCGCCGCCGCCCCUACUGUCACCGUCACCCCACUCAGCCCCGGCAGCACAGGCAGCCCUGCUCUCAGUCACUUACUGGUACGGAACCAGCGCCCGUACAAUCAUAGCACGGCUGAUUCCAACGUUCUCAUAAGCUCUUGGAGUAGCGAUUCUCCCACUGCGUCGUCCCAAAUUCUCCAGACCGCCUCUCCUUCUCUUCAGAGGAAUCAGUAUUGGGUUUGAGCGCAAACAGUUGGGGCGCAUAGAAUUGUCCAAAAUGUCUCGGUAAGAUGAAUUAUUCAAAAGCAAUUAAGGGUUAUUGACCAACCUUCAACCUUUUUUUGGGGCUGAUUCUCGCCCAAGACUAGACUCCAUUUUGAGUAUGUCAAAGUGACACUGUACCAGUCUGUCCGCCUCAGAUGAAAGAUGUGAAAUCAGGCGGAAAAGUUAUGUAGCUCAAAAAAUGGCCGAUGUACUGUAUAUCUCACAAGAAGAAGGGACGGAAAAAUUUUUACCGUUCUGUCAACAAAGAGGGGCUGUUACAGAACUGUCGAGAAAUCACUUUAAUGUGUCGAGAUGGAGGCACUUUGGUCAUUCUAGCUGGCUAACAUUAAAUGUCCUUGCAUUGACAAAAAGUCUCUCAUCGACCACAAAAAAAAGCUUUAAUAAUU